ACGUUGACGGCUUUUUUUGCUGUAGCCUACAGGGACCAACCACAUACUUUUCCUGCAGUGAAGUGAACAUAUUUGUUUUGCUAAAUGCUUGACAAGCCCAAGCCCGCUCAGUUCGAAUCGGUAAUGGCAAUCAGCAAGACCGUGGAGUGGCUGCAAAAGCAGCUCCAGACGCGAAAAGACUGCCUAUUGGUAAUGGACUGCAGAGCGCUGGAGCUAUACGAGUCCUCGCACGUCGAAACGGCGAUUAACGUGGCCAUCCCAAGCCUGAUGCUCCGGCGGCUGAAGAAGGGCAAUCUUCCCAUCAAGUGCCUGCUCUCAAACGGCGAGGAUCGGGAGAGAUUUGCGCGGCGGUGCAAGACGGACACUAUCGUGCUGUAUGACGAGUACAGCAGGGAAUGGAACGAAAAUGUGGACGGGGGCUCCGUGCUGGGCUUGCUCCUGAAGAAGAUGAAAGACGAGGGCUACAAGGCGUUUUACCUUGAAGGUGGUUUCAAUAAAUUCCAAGCAGAGUUCCCUGCCCUGUGCGAGACCAAUCUUGAUGGCUCUUUCAAUAGCAGUUCUCCCACUGCCCAGGUGCUCGGCCUCGGGGGUCUGCGGAUAAGCUCCGACUCAUCCGACAUCGAGUCAGACAUCGACAGGGACCCAAGCAGCGCCACAGACUCAGAUGGCAGUCCCCUCUCCAACCCCCAGCCCUCCUUCCCAGUGGAGAUCCUCCCACACCUCUACCUGGGCUGCGCCAAGGAUUCCACCAACUUAGACAUUCUAGAAGAGUUCGGCAUCAAGUACAUUCUGAAUGUGACUCCGAACCUGCCCAACAUGUUCGAGAACGCCGGGGAAUUCAAGUACAAGCAGAUCCCCAUCUCUGAUCACUGGAGCCAAAAUCUGUCACAGUUCUUCCCGGAAGCCAUUAGCUUCAUAGAUGAGGCUCGCAGUCAGAAAUGCGGCGUCCUGGUCCACUGUCUGGCCGGCAUCAGCCGUUCGGUGACAGUCACCGUGGCGUACCUCAUGCAGAAGCUCAACCUGUCCAUGAACGACGCCUACGACAUUGUCAAGAUGAAGAAGUCCAACAUCUCGCCCAACUUCAACUUCAUGGGCCAACUCCUGGACUUUGAGCGCACCCUGGGCCUGAAGAGCCCCUGCGAUAACCGGGUUGCGGCCCCCACACAACCCCUGUAUUUCACCACCCCCACCAACCACAACGUCUUCCAGCUGGACCCUCUGGAGUCCACGUGAGGCAGCGCCAUCGUCGCCCCCUACUGGCUUGGAGAUUUAAUGAAACCUGAAACGCUGCAAUGUUUCUCUACUUUAUUUCCGUCACCUGUUGUGAC
Molecule: messenger RNA, 1328 nt
Organism: Oncorhynchus nerka (sockeye salmon)
Lineage: Eukaryota; Metazoa; Chordata; Actinopteri; Salmoniformes; Salmonidae
Product: dual specificity protein phosphatase 6-like
Exons: 3
Coding region: 85-1233 (382 amino acids)
Biological process (GO): regulation of heart growth; positive regulation of apoptotic process; protein dephosphorylation
Cellular component (GO): cytosol; cytoplasm
Molecular function (GO): protein tyrosine/threonine phosphatase activity; MAP kinase tyrosine/serine/threonine phosphatase activity; MAP kinase tyrosine phosphatase activity
Source: RefSeq, a predicted model, not a curated record